CCCAGCCUUGAUGUGAUUCGGCUAUUUCAACUAUUUGACGCAGUCUGCACCUUUCGUCACUCAUAGCUCUUGACACCAUUGGUGAAGUUACACGCGGCUCCGUGAACGUCGCCCAAUUAGGUCGAUACGCAGUGUGAUAACGCAUGAGGAUAUCCCAUGGUUGGGCUUUUCGGGCUGGGUUGGUGAAAUGCAUGGUGGCCGCAUGGCAGCUCAGCUCACGCAAGGUACCUAGGUAUUACGUAGUUGCAAUGAGGAUUCCAGGUUGUUACUGUCGCAAUAAGGCCGAUACGCAUAGCUGACAUACAAAAUGGACAGGAGGAUAUCUUCUGGUUGGGCGUUGCUGGUACUCUGUUCGUUGCCUGACCUGCUGAUGGAUCGGGCCGACAUACACAUGAUCUGUGAAGGCAUCGAGGUGCUUUGUGUCUUCAGCAACUGGGAAUUAUCCAAUAUUAUCUCAAAAAUGGGCUGCCCAGUCUCGAAAGCUUCCAGUCCACCUGCUUACAGUUACGCCCCGUUGCCUGGCGACGGAACGAUUAGAGUGUUGACACUAUAUGGCGGGAACCUCGAGGACCCGCUUAGGGGGGAGCUCGAGUGCGUUGCCGUUGACGCUGCCGGGGUGUAUGAGCCUCUCUCGUACGUCUGGGGCAAUGAUACGCUCACGAACGAGAUAUUCCUACCGACCGCACAACUCAAACUUACCGCCAGCAUCUACCAUGCCCUGAGACGACUCAGACCGCGCACCGGUUCCCGACGCGUGUGGGCCGACCAGGUUUGCAUUGAUCAGCGCAAUACGGAAGAGAGGUCCCAGCAGGUGCAGUUCAUGAACAGGAUCUAUAGGAAUGGGAGUCACGUACAGGUCUGGCUUGGCCUUGACGAGCAGGAUUUGGCCGAACAGGCCUUCUCCUUUGUACGACACCUGGCCGGGCUCCUCGCAAACGACAAGGAACAUACUGCCUUCGAUAUGGACAAUUUGGCCGACCAAUCAGUCGAUUACUGGAUGCCCCUCAGACAUAUAACCACUCUCCCAUGGUUCCGGCGUGGCUGGAUCGUUCAGGAGAUUGGCACCAGAACUCCCGCAACGCUGCUUUGGGGGGAAGCAGAAAUGGCGUGGGACGCACUGAACGACGUGUGUGAGAAGCUUGCAGAGUACCAUCAUUUGAGAGUCAAGUUCAAGGUGGCAACUUCGGUAAUCAAGUACCUUCAUCGCCGCUUCGUCGAACCCGAGACACGGAGCCGGCACGACAACCGGUUCAGCUUCAUUUACGAGCUCCAUCGAGCCCGGCACCUGAAUUUCACGGAUCCCUUAGACCGGGUAUAUGCCAUGCUGGGACACUACUCCAUCCGCCAUGGACGCAACAACGAGCUGAAGAGGUUGGUAGUGGACUACGAGAAAUCCGUCGAGGAGGUCUACACCGACGUUGCUGCGAGGGCCCUGACCGGAGACAAUGACUCUCUCAUCACUUUGGCGGCCGUACAGCAUACAAGAUCUCCCUCCCCCAUCGAAGCUUCGCCGAGGCGAGAGCGCAGACUGCCGUCGUGGGCGCCGGACUGGAGAACUAGCCAAGGGCAUAUCAUGUCAGAACCCACUAGUCCUCACCGCGCCUGUGGCUCGAAGAAGCCAGAUCUGCGCAUUACCCCAUCCGCUCCGGAGGUGCUCACCAUUCGCGGCACUAGAAUCGACUUGAUCGAGAACUGCUCUGAUGUGCUGGAAAAGGGGGCAUUUCACGAGAAGAAAAUCAACAGCGGUAACACCACGCGGGCCGCGGUCGAGACUCUCUGGACGGAGAUCUGCGGGAACGCAAACGGCUUUGGUCUGCACAACAAGUACGCCGGCGGAGAAGAGAGCAGUUUCUUCGCCUAUGUCCAGACACUCAGCAACGGCUGCAUGGCCAUCUACUGGCAGGACCACGCCGCCGAGGAGUACGGCGCUGUCCCGCACGAGAAAUGGCUCGCCCACGGCGCUGCCUAUCUCGCCAAAGUGGUAGACAAGGCGGCCAUCUCUCCCGAGCUCCGUGGCCUGGCCGAGAAGGGAGACGCGCACAAGUGGAGCCGUGCGGCCACGGGCGCAUCACACAAUCGGAGGUUUGCCCGGACGACCAGGGGAUACUUUGUGAUGGGGCCGCAGGCCAUGGAGAAGGCUGACAUUGUCUGCGUGCUCUUUGGCGGGAAGAUGCCAUUUUGUCUCCGUCCCUGUCCGGGCUCUGGGUUUUACUUGCUGGUUGGAGAGUGUUACGUACACGGGUUCAUGAAUGGGGAGGCUGUAGAUACGGGUAUGCUCGAAAGGCGGGAGGUUGAUGAGCGUGUCUUUGAAAUUGUUUGAUUGGACGUCGAGUACAUGUAACUACCUACCCAAGACAACCCUUUAAUACAGAUCUGUACCUAUCCAUGGUUGUCUUCAAGCCCACUAAUUUGUCUGUUGUUUCGUUUCUGGGAAUAAGUAAUAACGAGGACGCAGUUGGCCACCCCAACCCAAGCCAGGAGGGCCAGAGGCGCGGAUGCCUUCGAAGCCGGUGAGAGGGCUGAGGGAGAGUCCCACCAGUCACAGCGCUCU
Messenger RNA from Chaetomium fimeti, 2551 nucleotides. RefSeq names its product heterokaryon incompatibility protein-domain-containing protein. The record is from RefSeq and is a predicted model, not a curated record. The transcript has 4 exons. NCBI's taxonomy places the organism in Eukaryota, Fungi, Ascomycota, Sordariomycetes, Sordariales, Chaetomiaceae. The coding region runs from base 308 to 2320 and encodes 670 amino acids.